This is a messenger RNA of Elaeis guineensis (African oil palm), 636 nucleotides long. NCBI's taxonomy places the organism in Eukaryota, Viridiplantae, Streptophyta, Magnoliopsida, Arecales, Arecaceae. The record is from RefSeq and is a predicted model, not a curated record.
AUGAAGGUUCUCGCCAUUCUCUCACAGAAAGGCGGCGUUGGGAAAACGACGCUCGCGACCUGUCUGGCAGUCGCGGCCGAGCAGGCGGGCAAGGUCGCCGCGAUCAUCGACCUGGACCCGCAGGCGACGGCCUCGUUCUGGAAGGACGUGCGCCAGCUCGACACGCCCGCCGUGGCGUCGAUUCAGCCGGUGCGCCUGCCCGCUAUGCUCAAAGCCUGCGAGGACGCCGGCACCGAUCUUGUCGUGAUCGACGGGGCGGCGGUCGCGCGCGACGUGGCCUAUGAGGCAGCGCGUCACGCUGAUUUCAUCCUGAUCCCGACUAAGACGGCCGUGUUCGACACGAUGAGCAUGACGCACACCCUCGACGUGGUGCGCCAGCUCGACCGCGCCUUUGCCGUGGUCCUUACCUUCGUGCCCCCGCAAGGUCAGGAAACUGGCGAUGCGAUUCAGGCCGUGGCGGAGCUAGGCGCGACGGUUUGCCCGGUGACGAUCGGCAACCGCAAAGCCUUUUUCCGCGCCCAAGCCGCAGGCCGGGCCGUGCAGGAGUUCGAGCCGCAUGGGCCAGCGGCCGACGAAAUCCGCCGACUAUACGAGUAUACAAAUAUACGCCUAUACAAUCAGGCGGAGGUGGCGUGA